UUUGUUUUUAUUUUGAUUUAAUUCGAGAUUGGAAUACGGAAGUGGUUGGUGUGCUAAGUUGUCUGUUGCAAAUUAUUAAUAUAAAAUGUUAUGUUCCUUUUUUGAAGAUUUCAAAAAUGUCUAAAUUAUGGUGAGCAGUAAAAUUCCACCGUGGUACGGGUAGAUUAUUCGAAACAUGGCUUCUAGAGGAGAUAAGGGAAAUGGAAAUGGCGAGGAGCAGAUUGUCGAGACACUGGCCGAGGUGUUUCGAUGCUUCAUUUGCAUGGAAAAACUCGUAGAUGCCCACCUAUGCCCCCAUUGUUCGAAACUCUGCUGUUACGCUUGUGUGCGACGGUGGUUAACCGAACAAAGGUCCCAGUGCCCUCACUGUCGUGCUGCUCUCCACCUCCAUGAGCUGGUUAAUUGCCGAUGGGUGGAAGAGGUCACGCAGCAAAUAGAAACAAUGCAACAGACGAACUCUGCCACCCAGAGAGAAAGCUAUAGAGAUAGAUGUCCCACACAUCAAGAGAAGCUAACUGUGUACUGUUGGACUUGCCGUCGCUGUAUCUGCCAUCAGUGUGCGUUGUGGGGAGGCACCCACUCGGGACACACAUUCAAGCCAUUGGAGGAGGUUUACGAACAACAUGUGACGCAGAUCAGGGAUGAAGUGUCCCAGCUGAGACGGAGACUGAUGGAACUGAUAAGCCUUGUGCAAGAUGUGGAACGAAAUGUAGAAUCAGUGCGAGCGGCUAAAGACGAACGUGUCCGUGAGAUUCGUAACGCAGUGGAGUUGAUGAUAUCGCGUCUGGAUUCAGCGCUCAAAGCGAAGCUCCUCACUCUCAUGGGCCAGAAGAAUAGCCUCACGCAAGAAACAGAACAGUUGGAGCAUCUCCUGCAAGAGGUGGAACAUCAGCUACAUGCAAGUACUAGAUCUGAAUUGAUUGCGAAAAGUGGUGAACUAUCGAAAAUGAUCCAUCAAGUUCGCAAGAAGCCCAUGGCUAGCUUUGUUACUGCUCCAGUACCUGCUGAUUUUCAUAGCGAGAUAGUGCCAAGCUACGACAGCAGCACGUUCCCGCUGGGCAAGUUCACGCAGCUGCAGCACGCGGCCGCGCCCGUGUACUCGGCGCCGCUGCACGUGCACGGGCUGUGCUGGCGGCUCAAGGUGUACCCCGACGGCAACGGCGUCGUGCGCGGCAACUACCUGUCCGUGUUCCUGGAGCUCAGCGCCGGCCUGCCCGAGACCUCCAAGUACGAGUACCGUGUCGAGAUGCUACACCAAGUGUCCCGGGAUCCUGCCAAGAACAUUGUGCGCGAGUUCGCGUCUGACUUCGAAGUGGGCGAGUGCUGGGGGUACAACCGGUUCUUUAGGCUCGAUCUAUUAGCCAGCGAGGGGUAUCUCAAUCCGGACACGGAUACGCUUAUAUUGAGGUUCCAAGUGCGUCCGCCAACGUUUUACCAACGUUGUCGUGACCAACAGUGGUACAUCAACCAGUUAAUUACGAUGCAGAAUCAGCAUAUACUGCAAAUUAAUGAUCUCAAAGAGCGCCUCAGUCUUGAAAUGUCGCGUAACUCGAUGGCGGCAACACGUGCGUCUAGCGGUUCCGUCGGCUCGCAAGAUGCUGAAGCGCAGAACGAUAACAACGACACACCAGCACCGUGGAAGUUCACUUCGCUACAUGGGAUAGCACCGAGGCUUACUAGUCCAGGCGUGCUAAACAACUCGUUAUUCGAAGAGACGUGCGCAAGUGGUGCGUGCCGUAACAUGAGCGCAGCGAGUGCGGGCGCAGUAGCGGGCACGGACGCGUGCUUUGGAGACUAUGCGCAUCUUACACGACGCGCUAACCAGCAUGCGCUCGAUGCGUACAACCUGCCGUCUACCUCCAGAUCAGCGAGCUCGAUCCGCUCGUGCGCGGACGCCCCAACGGGCCCGCCCUGUGCGCUCGGUGCGCACGCGCACGCGGCCCGCUUGCGGCGCGAGCGGCCCGAGCGCGCUGAGCGACCCGAGCGGCCCGAGCGACCCGACCGGCCGGAGAGGUUGCCGCCGCCUGAUAAAGACACGCAUCUUACUGGUGUAGCGAGCACACCUAUAACAGAAGGGCACAGCGCGUGCACAGGUGCAUUAUGCACAUCGAUCUCAUCUCCCGAACUGCACAGCACGGCCAAGAACGAGUCGGGCGGCACACUCUUGACCACUGCGGCGCAUUCUCCCCGAAAUGCGCAUGCGCACUCGGAAUCUAGCAGCGACACUGGGGACUUAAUGUUUAGUGAACUUGACGGUUUUGUGGACGACACCAAUGUGAAUCACAUAGAGGAAAAUUCCAAUGAAGAAAAUGACGUUGAUGAAGAAACUAUGUCAGGCGAGAACGACAUAGAGGGCGCGAUGGGCGCAAUGGGCUCCAGCAGUAACGAAGCGGACAUUCUAUCCCGUUUACUUUGUGCGGUACACGGGCGCGGUGUAACGCCCGCCGGCAGCGACGGGUCCGCGCCCACGCAUGCGCACACGCACGUGCCCCGCAACGAUGACCCGCAGCUGUCCACCGCUGCGCACACGGACAUGCUGCUGCUAAACUUGAUGAAGAUUAAUGGAUUGACGCCCAAAUGUACCCGGCCGAGGCACAGUCCGAAGCGCAACUGGUCGUCCCGCAGCACGUCGGUGGAGGAGGUGAGCGGUCGGCGCGGCGUGUGCGCGGGCCGGUCGCGGGCGCCCCGCGCGCGCCGCCCGCACGCCCUUUCGCCAAUUGCACUGGCGCCGCUCGACCCGCUCGAGCCGGGCCAGCUGCCGCCCGCGCCCGCGCCCGUUUCAGAACGAGUAGUGGGAAGUCCAGCUCCGCACGAUUACUGGGCGCCAGAUCUCAGCGACAACGACGACGUGGAAGUGAUAUUGGAUUAUAACGACACCCUCUUCGACAUGCUCCUCAACAGCUUGUCCCUGGAGGGCGGCGGCGGGCCGGGGGCGGAGGCCCCGCCGGUGGCGCCGUGGAGCCCCGCGCGCUCGCCCGCGGCCGAGCCCGCGCAGCACCCGCAGCACCCGCAGCACCCGCAGCACCCGCAGCACCCGCCCGCCGCCCGAGACUGACCCUACCUGCACCCCGAGUACCGCCACUAGCUGACAACUACCCGCUAAAGACCCGCUAUAAACCCACUAUCAAUCUACUACGGACCCACUAUCGACCCACUGUCGACCCACUGUCGACCCACUAUCGACCCACUGUCGACCCACUGUCGACCCACUAUCGACCCACUAUAGACCCACCAUCGAUCCUCUAUUGACCCACUAUCAACCCGCUAUGGACUUGCAACCUGCCCGCAAUCAACCCGUUACUGCACCCAACCAGCUCGCAACGUGCUCGUAAACUGUCCGUAAUCAGUAUACGAUAAGCUCGCAACGUGCCCGCAAUAUUCCCGCUACUAGAUCGCAAACGGCCAAAUAAUGGCCACCCGCAACAACGUCUUGCGACUAGUCGACUCAAACUGGAUUCAUAACUUUUUGGUUUAAAAUAAAAAAGUAAAAGGCUUCCUGCAUAAACAAAUAAAUAGUUUUACUUGUUCAGAGGCUCCAAUGGCCAAGAUUUAAAAAUAUAUGGAUACUCUGGGUACUCUUAUCUCGUUUACGUGUCGCUACGUCAUACGUGAAUGUUCUGCUUUACGUCCGAAUCCUCAUAACGUGAAUGGUUUCUUUAUUCUAUCUUUUAACCCAUACCAAUGAUUCUCUCCUACUUACGCUUAAGCUUUGUGAAAAUAAAAAAAAAAAUUUAAAGGAAAAAUCUUCAAAAAAAAAAGUAUUUGAACCUGCGUGUGAUUGUUCCCUAUAUAACUAAGGAAAUAUUUCAAUGCGUUUUUUAUUUCAAAACGGUUUUGAUUUCGAAAUAUUUCACAAUUUCUUAAAUCGUUAAGCGCUUAAUAAUUAUAAAUUAAAAUACUGUGAUGCAUUUUUAUUUUAUUUUAAAUAUAACAAGGACAUUCGUGAGUUUUUUUUAAUGAAAUUUAAAGAAAAUAAUAAUGGGUCAUGUAAUGAAAGUAGAUGAAACAAAAACGUUUAGUAUUUAAAUUAAAUAUCCGCAAAAUUAAGAGAAUUGACUGAAUGAAAGUUACUCGAUCUGUAAAAAAUAGUUCUCUAAAAAGUGAUUGUGGGAAAAUUGCUUUUGCACAUACAUAUUAUAUGUUAUUUUCGCGUGAGGCUACAUUAGCUAAUAAAAUAUAUGCGGUACAUUCGGGUUCGCAUAAAGUCACGUUGAAAUCCAGAAUUUCAUUCAUUUUAAUAAUAAAAUGUUGUUUUUCUAAGUAAAAAACAAACCGGUUAACAUUACUUGUGGGUGAAAUCUCCUCGGCAGUACUUAAUGAAAAGUAAAAAUAAAAAAUCUGUAAAAUUAUUUAUAGUUCAUUUGAAAUAUGAUAUUUUUGGUGAGACUAAGGGUGUGAGGAUAAUUUUAAUGUUAUGUUAGAACUCAGUGAAUUAUUUAGUGAUGUGUGUAUAAUUAUUAAUUAUUUAUUAAUACGCUAUGCGUGUAACAUAGCAUCGGUGAUUUAUGUCCUGUUUUAACCUCUUCAAAAGUAUUUAUUGACCCGCUUUUUCGUUAUAGUACAAAGUAAAUAAUAAUUUUAUAUAAAAGUGGAUCUUACUAAUUUUAUUUAUAAGGAAUUCUAAAAUGUUAUAAAAUUUUCGGACAUCUUGUUGAAAUACUAUUUUUGAUUAUUACUUAAUAAUGCAAUAUUUUUAUAACUUCAGAUUUUAAAGGUCACGUCCAUAUUGAGUGAUGGUUGAGUUAGUGUGACUUAUACUUUAUUAUUAGAAAGUGUAUAAAAUCGAAUAUAUAAUAUUCUGAGUCGUAGGAAUUUUUUAAAGCAGAAAAUUUCCAUUUAUGGGAGCAUUCCAUAAACUAAAAUAACGUCCAGUGUACUGCACUUUCUAUUGAUACUGUAUCCUAAUUGAUUUCAGAACGUAAUUUGAAGGAUAUUUCUCUCAUAUAAGAUAUCUCAUUAAGUUACGGUGCUGAUGUAUUCGCGCGUGAAGUUGAAUUUGUUGAACGCAUAAUACUCGCUGUCGUAGAGAGCAAGACUUGCCUGGACUCGUUGAGAAUGAGUCGCCGUAGUUUUAAAUUUAGCUUCUCUUACAUCGGACCAUGUCGAUGAAACGCAUUUUUAUAUUUUUAAAACACUCAUUUUACUAACGGUUAGUUUUCUAACAAAAGUAAAUUUUAAUUUAUAAAAAUGCGUCACUGAAAGUAUGUAAAAUCUCACUGCCAUUAAAAAUAUAUCUUUUGAAAUUGUUUAAAUUUGAUAAUAUUUUUUAUUGAAUUGAUUCUUGUUUAUUCUGAUAUAAUCUCCUAUAUAUAUGUUCAAUACUAUGCUAUACAAAUUUUUGCUGUCGUUAUCUUUUCUAAAGAUGGUAUUUCAAAUUUUUAUGUCACUAUAGCAUGAUGUUGAGAUACCAUUGUUAAGUCGAAAUGGUCCGAUAGAAUCUUUAGUUAUUCUUUUUAGAUUUUACGCAUUGUGUGGUAUGUUUUCGGGCAUUAUGUAUAUAUUACUCGAAAUUCGAUCUCUUUAUGUUGCAAAGUUUGCAAGAGUAUGUUUGAAGCAUUUAAAGUCAUUAAUGUUUGAAUUGUGUAGAUCUUAUAAGUAUUAUUUGAUACUGUAUUAGGUGUUAUGCGGUUAAGCCGCAUUAAGUGAGGCUGCAUUUUUUGUUGAUCACAUUUCGGAUUCACAAAUGUUUUGGAUGAAAAUUUAAUUUACACAAAAUUCAGCACUCGUUUAUAAAAAGCCUUUCAUUGGGCUAGUUUUAAAUGUUUAGUAAUUUAGAACAAUAGCAGUUUGAUUAGAAAUGGUUCACAGUUGAUUAUAAAUGUUAAUGGACUUGUAGUCGACUAUCGAUACAUUUUGAUUUUAUUAUGAUGGUAAUGUUUAGUACAACUUCUCUGUUUUAAUUAUAGUUAAUGAUUCCCGAUGUAUGAUUUCAAAAUAUGUGUGUUAGAUGAAAUAAGAUGAAUGAAUAAUAUAUAAUCAAUAAAUAAAA
Messenger RNA from Colias croceus (clouded yellow), 5989 nucleotides. RefSeq lists its product as uncharacterized. The transcript has 17 exons. The record is from RefSeq and is a predicted model, not a curated record. Bases 176 to 3055 code for a protein of 959 amino acids. Lineage: Eukaryota; Metazoa; Arthropoda; Insecta; Lepidoptera; Pieridae. Gene Ontology annotation, cellular component: peroxisome; aggresome. Gene Ontology annotation, molecular function: ubiquitin protein ligase activity; tumor necrosis factor receptor binding; ubiquitin protein ligase binding. Gene Ontology annotation, biological process: negative regulation of centriole replication; protein autoubiquitination.